Messenger RNA from Thunnus maccoyii (southern bluefin tuna), 2537 nucleotides. RefSeq names its product protein SIX6OS1. Gene Ontology annotation, cellular component: central element. The transcript is spliced from 14 exons. The record is from RefSeq and is a predicted model, not a curated record. NCBI's taxonomy places the organism in Eukaryota, Metazoa, Chordata, Actinopteri, Scombriformes, Scombridae. Bases 301 to 1749 code for a protein of 482 amino acids. Gene Ontology annotation, biological process: spermatogenesis; meiotic DNA double-strand break processing involved in reciprocal meiotic recombination; oogenesis.
UUAACAGUUCUUAACUGCAAGCUUAGUGAAUAUCACUGAAAUAUGUCUCAAAUAAGUAUUUUCAAACUGUUGCAAGUGCAACCUGACAUUUAAAAGCUAAAGCAAAGUUAUAUCGUGGGUCUCUGAAUUAAAAUAAGUUAUAACAUGAAUAUCCACCUAUCACCGAGCUGAUUAAAGUUAUGAUCGUCCUUCACUCGUAACGUCUGAACCGUUGACACCGAGACAACGGCAACUUGAUAGUGAGAGGACUAAGAAGACUUUAGCUCGCUUUAAUGUGAUUAACAUUAGGCUGAUGUAAAAAUGAACGACCAAUUUUCACUCAGUAAAAUCGACAGCUUCCUUUUUCAGCUUGUUCUUCAAACUCGUGAGCUUUCCCAAAAGAAGAAUGAAAUCAACCAACAAAUUACAGUUUGCAGAGCUGACAUUGCAAAGAGAAGGUCUUACAUUGAAACAGUCCAAACAAGUAUCAAGAAACUUGAGGAAGAAAUCAGGGUGAAGCAGAGCACUGGCAACCACAAUAAAGCAAAUGCAAAAAGCAUGAAGGCGACUAACAGCCUGCUUCUUCAGUAUGAACAUACACUGAAAGCAGAACUGGAGAGUGCAAAAGCCAGCUACAACCAAGACAUGGAAAUCUACGAAGAGAGGAUUUCAAGAUACAGGACUAUAUUCCAGUCCCAUAAAGAUCAUUAUUGCCAAAAUCCUCUUGCUCAGAAACUCCUCAUGCUGCAUGCCGAGAAAGAGGAGAUCGAGUUUAGGAUCAAGGCUUGUGAUGAUCAAAUAACAAUGAAACAGAUGGAGCUGGAAAAUCUCACUGGUCCAGCAAUCAAUUCUUCUUCCACUGAGACACUCCCAGACAGUGUUUCUGGCCAGCAGCCUGUGACAGAACCAGAGGAAGAUUUAGAUCCUCAGACAGAGGAUGACAAUGACUCUUCCAUUGACAUCUCCUCUCUGCAUCUCAACCAGACUAAGAUUUGGCAGAAUGGUGAUACAACAGCUGUAGAGGCAAAUGCUGAAGAAGUUCAUGAUGAAAACAAGGCUCAGAAUGCACUCACCUGUAGUAAUUCCCCAGAAAAAGCAAGCAAUGAGCAAUACAUGUGGUCAUAUCAACAGCCAGAUGAGCAAAGUCGGCCAGAUGAGAUGCAAGCUGAGGAGCAGGAGCAGGAAACUGGACCAGGAAAGCAGGUCUUGUCAACUACAUUCAGGCUGAACCUAAAAAGUGAAAAGCGGUCCGCUGUAUCAGAGGUAGAGGAAGCAGUAGAGGAAGAGAUGGAGGAAAGAGUAGCUGCAGAGGAAGAGCAGGCACCAAGCAAAGAGGACAAUGAGAGACUCACUGCUUUUUGUCAGUCAUCAUCUCAAGAAAUUCAGUCCUCCCCUGCAACAGUGAAAACUGUGCCUUUAACCUCAACAUUCCCAUUUAACAUUAGCCCUGGUUGCUCCCCUCAUCAAGGGACCUCCGAUACCAAAUCUCCAGCUUUCCUGUUCGCUCUGAACUCUGGUCCUAGCACGCCGGGCUUCUCUGGAUUUGGGUUUGAUAUGGGCUCUUCACAGGAGGAGGACUCAUCCUUCCCGUUCACCAGCUCUUUUUUCAGCGAGAAGAAAAUGAUGGAGUCAAAAUCAAGCGGCCCUGACUUCCUGUUUGACCAACCAGAGCAGAGUGAAGACUUCCAGUUUACCUUUAGCUCCAAGAGCCCUCAGACCACCAACAGAGAAAACACCAGCGAUGAGUUUCCAUUUUCAUUCAACUUUUGAGAGUUUUAAGGGAAACAUCUGAAAGUUCAUGAUUUAGUCCCUUUAGUUGUUCUCAUGUUGAACUGAAGUUUAGAUUUCAUGGUUUAACUUCAUUUUAAAACAUCUACUUCAGCAGUUCUAAAAAUCUAAGUGAAAUUUGCCAGAUUUGACUUUUCCAAAUGCAUUUUUUUAGUUCUGUGAAUUGGUGGCUAUUCAUUUGUCUAUGUAUCUUAAUAUCACAUUUCACUAUUUAUUCACACUAGUAAGAACACAUUUCUAACAAUAUCAUUGUUGAAUACGUUUUAUUGAAGCUCUAGCAUUGGUCUAAAAAUAAUAAACAAUGUAUAUAUUCCCUUAAAGAUUUCCCUAUUGUAAGUACAUUAGAUGUGAAGUUUGUCACAUAGUGUAAGUAAAUGCAUAUAUCUAUAUAUAGUGAAUUACUAUUCAUUUUGCAUUGAUUAUUGACUGUGUUUAAAAAAAAUAGAAAAUCCUCACAGUAAGUGUCAGGAGAGUAUCUCAGUUAGCCACUGGAGCACCCCAACUUUUAUUAAACAUAAAAGUGCGUUAAAAUUCAGGGGCUCCAAAAUUUAGUAGUUCUCACUUGUAGCUAAUAAGAAGCUUGUUACAACACUGAUAUACACCUUUCUUUUACUUUAGGCUCAUGUUCAGUUAAAGGCAAAAAUCUCUUUAUAGGCCUUCUAUGUAUGUGAUUCUGUACCAAACCAUUAAUUACACAUCACAUACAAUCUGCUUUACAUAAUAUUUUUCUGUAGUAAAUCAAUUAAAUUGUUGCUUCUUUGUACACCUGA